Molecule: messenger RNA, 1486 nt
Organism: Amphimedon queenslandica
Lineage: Eukaryota; Metazoa; Porifera; Demospongiae; Haplosclerida; Niphatidae
Product: SH3 domain-containing kinase-binding protein 1-like
Exons: 7
Coding region: 414-1343 (309 amino acids)
Biological process (GO): cell migration; actin filament organization
Molecular function (GO): protein binding
Source: RefSeq, a predicted model, not a curated record
CACUUUGUCUGAUCGGCUGAUCUUGCAACUGAUUUACUUAUCAGUCCUUUGUGGCUUCACCAUAGAUAACAGCCAAGAGUUUGUGAUUGAAUCAUAAAUGAUGUUAGUCCUGAUCCGGCCUAAUGCAUCCUGAAUCAUGGAUUUUGGGCAGCUAAUAUGGCAAUGGGCAUAGCAGGAUCUAUCAGCCUUGAUACAAUCAUGCUGGAAUUCAUACUGGUUCAGCCAGAGCAACAUGUAUGAUUUAGCAAUGAUACUUGUCAGACUGUAUUAAUUCUGUAAUCAGGCUUGAUUCAUUGAUUUUGGGCAGUGUCUUGUAUCAUACAUGCAUGACCUACAAUCUACAAAUUCAGAUGAGCCACACCCAUAAGAUACGCAUACGCCCAUAGCUGUGAGCCAUUAGGCUACUGCUUGAUAUGGAAGGUGUCGUUUUAUUCGAUUACUCCACAGAGCAGGACGAUGAACUGAGCCUUAAUGUUGGGGAUAUAGUGACUGAUGUGACAGUGAUAGAGGAGGGUUGGUGUGAGGGAACACUUAAUGGCAUUAGAGGGGUGUUUCCCGACAAUUUUGUGAAGCUAAAGCCGAAAGUAGAGGCAGUAGAUACUUCUAAUUUAAGAACUGAAUUGGCAGGCAAUACUUGUAAGCGAAGAGCUAAGGUUGCAUACAGUUACACAGCAGAGAACCCUGAUGAACUGAACCUGCCCCUCGGGAGCACUGUAGAAGUACUGGGGGAGGAGGAGGAAGGAUGGUGGAGAGGGAAGCUUGAUGGGAGAGAAGGCGUGUUCCCGUCUAAUUUUGUUCAGCUAAUAGAAGAGGCUGAGGAAAAAGAUUCUUCUCCUGUUUUUUCUAGUAUAACACCUAAACCAGCUGAGAAGGCAAGGCCCCCUUCAAUGAUAGCAAUGCCAGGGCUAGGUGGUAUCAAUCCGAACAAGCUCAGACAAAAACUUACACCAGUUUCACCUGCAAUAGGACCAUCACUAAGUGAGGUAACAGCCCCUGCUUCUAUUCUUAAGCCAGCCCUAGGCCCUCCAGCACCAACAGUAAAAAAGUCACAGCCACAAAAGGCUAAAGUGAUGUUCUCUUACCAUGCUGAUCAGGAUGAUGAAGUGUCUGUAACAAAAGGUGACACUGUUGAUAUUAUCAGUACAGAAACUGAUCAAGAUGGCUGGUGGAAGAUCAGAGCUGGUGGUAAGGUUGGACUGGUGCCUGAUAAUUUCUUGUCAGCAAUAGCAAGCAGUGACUAUAAACCAGUGAAGAGGAGGCUCCACUCUACAGUAAGAGUAGGAGAUUACUUAUAUAUGUGGGGUGGGGACCAGCCUGAUCUCCCUAAAGUACAUGCACAAUAAUGAUAAGAAGAAAGCACUGUCAUCAUUAAUGGAGGUAUACCAUUUACCUACUAGUAGAUGGGAGCAGAAACCCACCACUGGUAAUCCUCCACUGGGUAUCUUAGGCUAUGUAUCUGCUGCCAUUGGAAAUGAGAUAUUUUAUU